This is a messenger RNA of Macroventuria anomochaeta, 2080 nucleotides long. RefSeq lists its product as uncharacterized. The record is from RefSeq and is a predicted model, not a curated record. The coding region runs from base 11 to 2035 and encodes 674 amino acids. NCBI's taxonomy places the organism in Eukaryota, Fungi, Ascomycota, Dothideomycetes, Pleosporales, Didymellaceae. The transcript is spliced from 6 exons. Gene Ontology annotation, molecular function: molybdopterin molybdotransferase activity. Gene Ontology annotation, biological process: Mo-molybdopterin cofactor biosynthetic process; molybdenum incorporation into molybdenum-molybdopterin complex. Gene Ontology annotation, cellular component: cytoplasm; cytosol.
CUCUGCCAACAUGAGCACCACAAACACAAGACUGAAGGCCGCGAUCCUGAUUGUGUCAGAGACAGCGUCUCAGGACGCCUCAACUGACAAAUGCAUACCAAUUCUCAAAGAUGUCUUCGGCAACUCCGGUAAUGACCAAUGGAAUGUUGCAGAGACCGAGAUCGUGCCGGAUAGUGUACUCGCAAUCCAGAAGACCAUUAAGAAUUGGACUGAUGGUGCUGAACCCGUCAAUCUGAUCAUCAGCAGUGGAGGUACCGGGUUUGCUACGAAAGACGUUACUCCGGAAGCGAUAACACCAUUGAUAGACAGACAUGCCCCAGGACUUGUCCAUGGCAUGCUUACGGCUUCAUAUGCUGUUACACCUUUCGCAUUGAUGGCAAGACCAGUGGCCGGCACUCGAAAACAGUCUAUCAUCGUCACUCUACCUGGAUCGCCAAAGGGCGCCAAGGAGAAUCUAGAGGCCGUCAUCAAGUUGCUACCGCACGCGUGCAUCCAGGCUGCUGGUGCAGAAUCAAGACCACUCCACGAAGGUGGUGUAAAGAAACUUGAGAAAGAUGCAGGCGUUUCUUCUGGUGGUGCGUCAUUAAGUGCAAGCGGCGGUCAUCAUCAUCACCACCACCAUCAUGGACAUGGUCAUUCCCACGGUCAUGGACCUCAUGCCGCAGUGCAGCCGCACACAAAGCCGGAAGACCGACCUCAGUCAAAUGACCCUAACGCCGGACCAACUCGCAGAUAUCGAUCCUCUCCAUAUCCAAUGCUUGCAGUCGACAAUGCGUUGAAGCUAAUUGCAGAGCACACACCUGCUCCCAUUGUCGAGAAGGUCCCUGUAGACAUGAAGUUGGGCGGCUCCGUGCUCGCAGAAGAUGUCAAAGCUACAGAAUCCGUCCCAGCUUUCCGAGCUAGCAUUGUGGAUGGAUACGCUGUCAAGAUCCCUUCCUCUGGCAAGUUUGAGAAGGGCGUGUACCCUGUUGCAAUCGUAUCGCAUGCCCAAGCAGGUGACGUGAAGGAGCUGAAGGAGGGAGAGAUUGCUCGGAUCACUACCGGUGCACCACUCCCACCUGGCGCCGAUGCCGUCGUCAUGGUUGAAGACACAGUAUUGAAGAGCCAGACAGACGAUGGCAAGGAAGAGAAGGAGGUCGAGAUUUUGACAGACGAGAUCAAAGCUGGUGAGAAUGUGCGCGAGAUCGGUAGUGAUGUGAAAGAAGGCGAGACGAUAUUGAAGAAGGGUGAGGGUGUCACAGUCAUUGGUGGUGAAUUCGGGCUCCUUGCAUCCGUAGGCACGAGGGAGGUCUCUAUCUACAGAAGACCCGUAGUCGGUGUAUUGAGCACAGGCGACGAAAUCAUCCCCCACGACAGAGAAGGACCGCUACGCCUGGGCGAAGUACGAGACACGAACCGCCCCACCCUCAUCACAGCAGCGCGAAGCCAUCGCUUCGAAGUCGUCGAUCUCGGUAUCGCAUCAGACAAACCCGGCACGCUCGAGCAAACCCUCCGCACCGCUCUCUUGAAGUGCGACAUAAUCAUAACCUCAGGUGGCGUCUCCAUGGGCGAACUUGACCUGCUCAAACCCACAAUCGAGCGCUCCCUAGGUGGUACAAUCCACUUCGGCCGCGUGAACAUGAAGCCCGGCAAACCGACCACCUUUGCCACAGUUCCCACCAAAGCGCCCGAUGGCACGCGCAUCUCCAAAGCCAUCUUCUCGUUACCGGGUAACCCAGCAUCGGCCGUGGUGUGCUUCCACCUCUUCGUCUUGCCGGCGCUGCACCAACAGGCUGGCAUCACGCCUGUGGGGCUGCCGAAGGUGAGUGUACUGCUUGAUGAAGAUGUUAGGAUGGAUAAGGGCAGGCCGGAGUAUCACCGUGCGCUUGUUGUUGCGCGGGAUGGAGCUAUGUAUGCUAGUUCGACGGGUGGGCAGAGGAGUAGUAGGAUAGGGAGUUUUAAGGGAGCGAAUGCGUUACUGGCUAUGCCGAUGGGGAAGGGGAGUUUGAAGAAGGGGGAGAGGGUUGACGCGCUGUUGAUGGGGAAGUUGGGUUGAGCAGUGUAUUUUGAUCUGGUCUACCGCUGCUCAUAGUUGCUAGCA